UCCGUCGCCGUAGAAUACAAUUCCCAAUCCACAGCUAUUUUUUAUUUUUUUUUUUAAUUUUUAUUUACCGUCUCUCUUCUUUUGGCUUAUUUGUAUUUAUUCACAAAUAUUUCUCUCUCUUUCUCUCCAAAUAAACGAAUUGCGUGUUUUUCUCUGGUCUCUUUCCGCUCUUCCUCGGUUUUGAUAAAUUUUCUCCGCUGCUGUAUUAUAGUUCUCGACCACUGGUUGAGGCGGCGGCGGCGGCGCCGGAGGGGGAGAUAUGGUGGUGAAUAGUCCCACAUCGUUGCUUGUGGCGGUGGUGGGCGGAGUAUUCUUUGUGCGGCUCGUGCUCUCCUUCAAGUCGCUGGUGUUCUGGCUGGGCCGGUGGUGGCGCUGGGCGGAGGAGCGCACGCAAGCCUACCAGAGCUUCGAGAUCCCGCAGCGCACCGAAGUCGGCGAAGACAACCCGCUCUACCGCUGCGCCGUUACCUACGUCGCCGCCCUCCCCUCUCUUGAACACGCCGACUCCGCCAUGCUGUUCUCCUCCGGCCGUAAGCCGAACGACUUCUUCCUCCUCCUCGGCCCCGGCCACUCCGCCGUUGACUUCUUCCUCGGCGCCCGCGUCACCUGGAGUAACGUCUCUGGCCGCUUGGUCCUGCGGCUUCGCCGCCAGGACCGCACCCGCUUCCUUCGCCCCUACCUCCAGCACGUCGAAUCGGUCGCCGACGACCUCGAGCUCCGGCGGAGGGACGUCAGGUUGUACACCUUGUCCGGCGGAGGCCCGCGGUGGCGGUCGGUUUCUUUCACCCAUCCGGCGAGCAUGGAGACGGUUGCCAUGGACGCGGACCUCAAGUCGCGGGUCCGCGCCGACCUGGAGUUCUUCCUCAAGGGCCGCGCGUACUACCAUCGCCUCGGUAGGGUUUGGCGGCGGAGCUACCUUCUCUACGGCCCACCCGGGACCGGCAAGUCCACCUUCGUCGCCGCUAUGGCCAAGCUCCUCUGCUACGACAUCUACGACGUCGACCUCUCCCGCGUCUCCGCCGACGGCACCGAUCUGAAGGCGCUCCUCCUCGGCACGACCCCCCGGUCGGUGAUCCUGGUGGAGGACCUCGACCGGCACCUCAAGGGGAAGGGCGUUGGCGAGGUGGGGAUUCUAAACUUCAUGGAUGGCGUCUUCUCCUGCUGCGGCGAGGAGCGGGUGAUGGUGUUCACCAUGAACUCAGACGGCGGAGGGAUGGAGGCGGUCGAGCCGGCGGUGCUGCGGCCUGGGCGCCUCGACGUUCACAUCCACUUCCCCCUUUGCGAUUUCACCGCCUUCAAGACGCUGGCGAACAACUACCUGGGCCUCAAGGACCACAAGCUGUACCCGCAGGUGGAGGAGGUGUUCCAGAGCGGCGCCAGGAUCAGCCCGGCCGAGGUCGGCGAGAUCAUGAUCGCGAACCGCGGCUCGCCCAGCCGGGCUCUCAAGUCGGUCAUCAGCGCGCUCCAGCAGCACGCGCCGUCCGCCUCACGUAUCAACAGCGCCGCCUGUCGGAGGUUGAGCGACGGAGGCGCCUGGAGCAGGUUGGAGAACUCGGUCGGCGACUCCAGCAACGGCGCCAUGGGGUUCGGGAAGGAGUUCAAGAAGCUGUACGGGCUGAUUAGGAUGAGGAGCGGCAGCAAGAAGGAAGGCGCGGUGCCCGUGGAGUUGGAUAAGGACCGUUCCACGUUGAAGAACUAACUUUACUCGAUUUUUUCAUGCAAAAUUCGAUCUUUUUACUCCCUCUUUUCUAUUUUUUAUUAUCUUAGAUUUGUUUUCUUAGCAUGGGAUGAUCAAAGAAUUGGUACGGAAGCCUUCAUUUUUUUUGUUUUGGAGACGGAAGAAGCAGCCAUUGUAGCUGUAGAAAGAUAGGCAAACUCAAUCGAUCGUCGUUUGUGAAUACUGUAAAUGACACAGUUUGCUCAGAUUACAUUUCAGUUAUCAA
This is a messenger RNA of Zingiber officinale, 1943 nucleotides long. RefSeq names its product AAA-ATPase At2g46620-like. Lineage: Eukaryota; Viridiplantae; Streptophyta; Magnoliopsida; Zingiberales; Zingiberaceae. The transcript has a single exon. Bases 260 to 1699 code for a protein of 479 amino acids. Gene Ontology annotation, molecular function: ATP hydrolysis activity; ATP binding. The record is from RefSeq and is a predicted model, not a curated record.